Meloidogyne enterolobii is the source of this 6400-nucleotide messenger RNA. Lineage: Eukaryota; Metazoa; Nematoda; Chromadorea; Rhabditida; Meloidogynidae. The record is from the annotation of a GenBank genome assembly.
UUUUUUCCAGUCACCUCGUUUUAUUUCUGCCUAUAUGCAUUCAAUAUUACUCGUAUUAAUCCCUCACUUAAAAAUUGAUAAAAGCAUUGGUGGAAGUAGUAAUGUAGAAGUUACUGUUCAUGUUUUAAAUGCAGUUAGUGAACUUUCAUUAAUUGGAGGUUUGGAAAUGGUUCGGUCUAUAGACAAAUUUUUUCCUCCUAUUAUUGCUUUUUUACAAGAUUCUACAAGUUUGAAUAGACGUGAGGCUGCUCUCCGCGCAAUGGGUAGAUUGUGUCAAUGUGUUGGUUAUGUUGUUGAACCAUACAAAGAUUAUCCUGAUUUAUUAGAAAUUUUGUUACAAUUAUUAAAGACUGAAUUGUCGAGUUCAAUGCGAAGGCUUACAAUGCGUGUACUUGGAAUUAUUGGCGCUUUGGAUCCAUACACCUAUAAAGUUUAUAUUGGCAAAGUCCACUCACAUAUAAGAUCUCGUUCGCUUGCUUUAACACUUCCAAAUUCUGGAGAAACAAAUGAAACACGUUUGUCUUUAUUUUUAAAAAAAUUGAAAAUUUCAAAAGAAAUUUUUUCAGACGGAAUGGAUAUAAUUACUUGGAUAAAUUAUGAACGUUUAACCCUUGCUGAAUAUUACCCAGCUUUAUCAAUUUCCAAUUUAAUUUUAAUGUUACAAGAUCCUCAGCGUUGUUCUUUGUUUCAUAGAGAAAUAAUGCAUACAAUAUUACAAAUUUUUACAAAUUUGAGAAAUCGUCCACAAUAUUUGGGACAGGUCAUUCCCCCACUUAUUUUAAUUACUGAACAAUGCAAACCUCAAUUAAGAAGUUUUUUUCUCAGUCAAUUUUCGCGUUUUAUUUCAAUUAUUAAUUUACAAUUGCAGCCAUAUAUGACUCAAUUUUUUUGUUUAAUUGCUAAAGCUUGGUGUUGGAGUGAUAAUGACGAUCUUAAAGGAAUCAUUAUUCGCCUAAUCGAAGAUGUUGGUCGUUCUUUUGGUGAAAAAUUUACAGUUUAUGCAACAAAUUUGUGCCCAUAUCUUUUAAAUGUGCUUCAAAAUGAUACUUCUCCUGACAGAAAACUUACUUUAAACGCACUUUCUUGUACUCAAACAAUUUCAAAAUGUCUUGGAACACAUAUUCAUUUAAUUCUUUCACCUAUCCUUGCAUGCAUUGAAGAUGUUGAUUCACCAGAAAAAAAUCGUUUAGCAGCACUUGAAACAGUAAUAUCUUUAGCUUCAAAUCAUCCAAUAAUGGAACAAGCACCUCAAAUUAUGCAAACUUGGAUGCGUUGUAUUUCUAUUAAAUUUAUGCAGCAAAAACUUAUACAAUUACUUUCUACAAUAAUUAAGAAAUGGGACCAAUUUCCAAUCUACAAAGAUAGUGUCAAUGCAGCAUUAAGACGUCAUCGAGUAGAUGGCGCCCUCCGCCAAGAAUAUCGAGAACAAUUGGCAAACUUACAAGUUUUACAUGCUCAAAAUCUCCCUCUUCAACUUGAACGUCAACCUAUAACUGAACCUUCUUUUGUACGGCAAAUACAAUUUUUACCUCCACCUGAAGCUGAAACCUCGAAAGAAGAUUUUCAUGUUAAUGUUGAUCAGUUACGCCGUUGUUGGAAAAUUCAAACUUUAACUUCUCGUGAAGACUGGCUUCAAUGGCUAAGCACUUUGCGCGUUCAUUUUAUCCGUCAAAGCCCAUCGCCUGCUUUGAGGGCAUGUACAGGAUUAGCUGAAGCACACGAUCCUUUGGCAAAGGAACUAUUUAAUGCUGCAUUUAUUUCUGUUUGGACUGAACUUCGUGAAUCAGACCAAAAUCAACUUACAAUGUUACUUAUUGAAAUUUUGAAGCAAUGUCCACAUGCAGAGCCUAUCCAAGCAAUUUUAAAUUUGGCAGAAUUUAUGGAUCAUUCAGAAAAGGGUCCUUUCCCAAUAGAUUACAACACGUUAAGUAAAUCAGCAGAACAAACUCGUGCUUAUGCUAAAGCUUUGCGCUAUAAAGAACUUGAUAUAUUAAAAUCGAGAAAAGGAGAACCUAAUCCUGAUGAUUGUCAAUCUUUGAUAAUUUUAUUUAAUAAGCUCAAUUUGGAAGAAGGUGCUGCUGGUAUUGUUCAAUAUGCAAGAAGACAUAAUAUGGAAAUUUCGGGUCGUUGGUACGAAAAACUUGGUGAAUGGGAAAAAGCUUUAGAAUUGUAUAGACAAGAAAUGCUUUUAAUGCCAGAUACAGACCCUUCUUGGACUACACUCUCUUCAGCAUCUUCUUUAACAGAACAUCAUUCACAACAAUUACAGUUGCAACAACAUACCCCAACGGGACACCAACAAGAUAUUUCCCGUCAUGCAUCUUCUAUUCAUUGCGAAAAUAGUAUAUCUAGUCGUGUUAAUUUGCAAAAUAUUGGGAAAUUUGAUAUUGAACUUCACCAAAUGCGUUGUCUCGAAGCUUUAGGACAAUGGUCACAACUUAGCAAUGCUUGUCAAACAGCUUUAUUGGAUUCUGAACUUGCUGAAACUCAUUUAACUCGUCAACAAAGUGAAACUCCAUUAGACAUUUCCUUAUCACAUCAUAAUCUUGGGAUAGGUGGGGGAGGAGGGGGAGGAGGAAGUAGCAGUAUUGGUGGGGGUAUUGGUGGUGGUGGAGGAAUUUUAAAUACAACAUUAAAUGAAUAUGCAAGACGUCAAAAAAUUGCACAAAUGGCUGCUAGAGCUAGUUGGGCUACUGGCGAUUUUGUUAAAAUGAAUGAAUAUGUACAAAUGGUUAAUGAAAAUACACAAGAAGGCUCUUUUAUGCGUGCUGUAUUAGCUAUACGUGAAAAUGAUUUUGAGCGUGCUCAUUCUUACAUUAAUAAAGUACGCGAUAUUUUUGAUUCUGAGUUAACUGCAAUGGCAACAGAAAGUUAUGAUCGUGCUUAUGGUGCAAUGGUUACCUUACAAGAAUUGACAGAAUUGGAAGAAGCUGUUGAAUACAAAAUGAUUACUAAUCGUGAUGCGCGUAUUGUAAUGCUUUGGAGUCGUCGUUUACAAGGAUGUAGACCAAAUAUAGAUCAUUGGAGACGUAUUUUGUUGGUUCGUUCAAUUGUUUUCUCACAAAAUGAAUUACGCACACAUUGGAUAAAAUUUGCCGCACUUUGUCGACGUGAAGGCAAACAAGCUAUAGCAAGAAAUAUUUUACGUUCAUUAUUGGAUGUAUCUGGAGAUGUCCCAGUUGAUAAAUUAAAUAUUCCUUUUGAUAAGCCACAAUUAGCAUUAGCUGUUUGUAAACAAAUUUGGUGUGAAGGGCAAAAAAGGACAGCUUUUUCACAUUUGGAACAAUUAACAAAAACUCUUCACCGAUUAAUUGAACGAAAUCGUUUAGUAUAUCCACGUGAACAAUUGGAACCUCUAGCUAGAAUUACAGCAAAAUGUUAUUUAAAAUUGGGUGAAUGGCAAGAAUCAUUACUGCAACAACAGGCUAUUAUUUUACCUAGCGAAAGGCAUGGAAGCUUUUGUAUUUCCCCGUCAUUAAAAAUUCAAAAUUCCUCUACAAUUAAUAAUUCAACAUUAAUUCAUCAACAGCAACAACACCAAUAUUCACCCUAUUUAUAUCAACAACAAUCAACAACUUCAUCUCCAUUUCAACAACAACCUUUAACUAGUGCUGGAUUUAUGCAACAAAGACAAGCAUUUGAACAUUCUACAUCUAUGAAAUUACAUUAUUUUGUUGUUGCAACAAGUUUUGAUCAAAAUUGGUAUAAGGCUUGGCAUCGUUUAGCUACAACAUAUUAUUCAGCUAUUAGCCAGCAUCAAACAUCGACACCUUCGCAACUUCCUCCAACUUUAUUACCUAUGGAAAUUGAUUAUUCUAUUGCUGCUGGGAAAAAACCUUGGCAUCAUCAUCAUUAUCAACACCAGCAACAACAACAUUAUCAACAUCAUCAUCAACAACAACAACAACAACAAUUAGCAGCCUAUUAUACUCCAAUACCUUCACAACAACAACCACAUCACCAUCACUCUCUUCAUCAUCCUCAACAAAUAGUUACUGAUUUAACAACAAUUCCACCACCUUCAAUAAUUACUGGAGGAGGAUGUGGAGGUGGAGGAUGUGGGGGAGGUGGAUGUGGAGGGGAUGUUAAUAGUAGUGGUUAUGUUCAACAUCCACUUCCUUUACAUGGUAUGCCUGUAGCUUAUGUUCAACCACCUCCAUCUGUUCAAGCUUCAACUGCUUCUCAAAUGAAUAGUCCACCAAUAAUGCAAUCACCGCUUAGGGCACAUCAAUUAGUUACUAAUUAUGCUGUAAAUGCUGUUAGUUGUUUCUUCAAGGCUAUUCAAUUGGCUGAAGGUUCUCGUCUUGAUGACACUCUUCGCCUUUUAAUGCUUUGGUUUGAUUAUGGUGAUCGUCCAGAAGUUUUUGAACGUUUACGUGAUAAUUUAAAAAUGAUACCCUCAGAAGUAUGGCUAGAAGUUGUUCCACAAUUAAUUGCUCGUUUGGAUUCUCAAAAUAACACUGGAGUUUUAGUUAGACAAUUAGUUAUUGAUGUUGCUAAAGCAUAUCCACAAGCUUGGGUAUAUGCAUUAACUGCCGCAAUAAAAUCUCGAAAUACUCGUCGUUCCCAAGUAGCAAAAGAAAUACUUGAUAUAAUUGCUGAAAAUAAGCCAAUACUUGUUGAACAAGCAACUUUAGUUAAUGAUGAAUUAAUUAGAUGUGCUAUAUUAUGGCAUGAACAAUGGCAUGAAGCUUUGGAAGAAGCUAGUCGUUUCUAUUUUCAAGAUAAAAAUGUUGAUGAAAUGAUGAAUAUUUUACGUCCAUUACAUCAAAAAAUUGAACAAGGGCAUACUACAAUGAAAGAACAAUCUUUUAAUCAUACAUAUUAUAAAGACUUGAAGGAUGCAUUUGAACAUUGUGAGGUUUUUAGACGAACUGGAAAUCAGAAGGAAAUGACAGCAGCAUGGGACUUAUAUUACAACAUUUUUAAACGUAUAAGUAAUCAACUUCGACAAAUGAAUACAUUAGACUUAAAUUAUAUUUCACCACGUUUAUGUAAAGCAAGAAAUUUGGAACUUUCAAUUCCCGGAACAUACGACCCCAAUGCUCCAUUAAUUACUAUAGCUUCAAUGCAGCCACAUUUACAAAUUAUAAUGAGUAAACAAAGGCCAAGAAAAAUUUAUAUGAGAGGAAGUGAUGGAAAAGAAUAUGCUUUUCUAUUAAAAGGACAUGAAGACCCUAGACAAGAUGAACGUGUUAUGCAAUUAUUUGGCUUAGUUAAUUCUUUAAUUUUGAGAGAAGCGGAAACUAGCAGAAGAAAUUUAACAAUACAACGUUAUUCAAUAACUACGUUAAGCCAAAGCAGUGGACUUAUUGGUUGGGUACCUAAUUGUGAUACACUUCAUUCACUUAUAAAGGAUUAUCGUGAAAAGAAAAAAAUUCCAAUAUCUGAGGAACAUAAUAAAAUGCAAAAAUUAUGUGUUGAUAUAGAUAAAUGUACAUUAUUACAAAGAGUUGAGGUUUUUGAAGAAGCUUUACGUUCAACUUGUGGUGAUGAUUUACGUCAAACAUUGUGGAUGAAAUCUCCAAAUUCUGAAGUUUGGUUUGAUCGUCGUACUAACUAUACUCGUUCAAUGGGCGUAAUGUCGAUGGUUGGUUAUAUUCUUGGACUUGGCGAUAGGCAUCCUUCAAAUUUAAUGCUGGAUAGAUUAAGUGGAAAAAUUGUACAUAUUGAUUUUGGUGAUUGUUUUGAGGUUGCUAUGAAAAGAGAAAAAUAUCCAGAAAAAAUACCUUUUCGUUUAACUAGAAUGCUUAUUCAGGUAAUUGUUGGAGAGAUGAUUUUUUGGUUAAACUUCUCUGGAAUUUUAGGAAAAUAUUUCAGAAUUAAUUUUGCAAUGGAAGUGACAGGAAUUGAUGGAAAUUAUCGUUUAACUUGUGAACGUGUUUUACGUCUUUUAAGGGCAAAUAAUGAUAGUAUUUUGGCUGUGCUAGAAAGUUUUGUUUAUGAUCCAAUGUUAAAUUGGAGGCUUACUGAGGGUGUUGUUAAUGCUGCUGGGAUAGCUGGUGGUGGGGGAGUUGGCGGUGGAACAACAGGAAAAGAUAAUACAUUAGUUAAAGGAAGAGUUUCACUUCCAUUAGUUGAAGACCCAAAUACUACAACAGCUACUAUUCCACCUAAUAUAAAUCCUCAUCAAUAUCAUCCACAUUAUUUAAGACAACAACAAAUACAACAACAACAAACAGAAGAAAUACAUGGAGGGGGCAAACCACCCUUUCAAAUUCCACAGCAAAGAGGAGAAGAUAAUGAAGCAAUUAGUAGGGUUAAAGCAAAACUUUGUGGACGGGAUUUUAAUCCCUUCGAGCCUAUUAAUGUUACGGAACAGGUUGACCGUCUUAUUGAACAAGCAACAAUGAAUGAUAAUUUAUGUCAAUGUUAUAUUGGUUGGUGCCCAUUUUGGUAG